Maudiozyma saulgeensis is the source of this 717-nucleotide messenger RNA. NCBI's taxonomy places the organism in Eukaryota, Fungi, Ascomycota, Saccharomycetes, Saccharomycetales, Saccharomycetaceae. The record is from the annotation of a GenBank genome assembly.
AUGCAUAACGCAAUUAAAGAAAACAAUCAACUGAGUGAAGCUAAUAGUUCCAGUGAUCAGGAAGAUUUGACCUGUAGGAUUUAUUACGUAGAAAAUCAUAAUAUUCGAGAAAGGAUCUUUCAGUUAAGUGAGAUUACUGAUGAUGUUCUUCAUCCAUUGUUGACAGAAAUUAACGGCUGUAUAUUAAUAAUGGUUAUUGGUGGCAAUAAUGGCGUGCAUGAAGACCUACUGAGUUCCUAUAACGAAUGGCUAUCUAUAAUGGGUAAUCCAGUAGAGGCUACAGAUAGAUUCGAAAGUGUUUCGUUUUGUGGCUUCACAUUCACUGAUAUAUCAGAUAUAAAGAAAUUCACUUAUCACGAAGUCAAAAAUUUUACUGUAAUAGUUGGUCAUACUCCAGAUAUCAGCUUUCAUCUAAACGAAAUACUACUAUUAGAAUCACCUGAAGGUAGUGCGAUACAAGUGAAUUCUUUAAGGUUACUUUAUCUGAAAUAUUAUUCUAUUGUUCUGAUUAAAUGCCUAAUGCAGUUAAGUUAUCCAAUAGAAGAUAUUUGUGAGUCUAAAGAAUUGGAAAAGUAUGAGGAUGGAAUUGAGAAAAUAACACGUAUUCUACAAGAUACCUGGGUAAUUGAUUUUAUUCUCAACUGUUUCUACAUGAAAAGCGAUAAUAACUAUGCGAUGCGUCAUUACGUUCAAGAACGUCAAAAAAAUGUCACAUAG